Messenger RNA from Caenorhabditis auriculariae, 3441 nucleotides. NCBI's taxonomy places the organism in Eukaryota, Metazoa, Nematoda, Chromadorea, Rhabditida, Rhabditidae. The record is from the annotation of a GenBank genome assembly.
AUGUCGUUGAUAUCCCUGCUGCUGAACGCAGCUCUGAGCGGAGUCGGCAGUUGGAUCUGUUACCGGUUGAUUCUCUCCUACAUUCCCAUUUUCAUCCAGCGCAAGAUGUACGGCAACGACCAGUGCAAGGUUUUUCAAUACUUUGUUUCGAAUUUUGCACUCAAUGUUUUUUGGCCUUGGCACAUAUUAAAUAUGUGUUAUUUGUUAGAACUGCAUUUUUGCUCGUUUUGUAACAUUCUUUCAUGAAGAAAUUGAAAAUUUCGGGAAGUUCAGUAUAACUCUGCACAUUUUCCUUAAAAAUAUUUAUUUAGGAUUAGCCUUUUUCCGUUUGUUUUGGAAACACUUUCAAAAAAAUUGAAAGUUUUGAAAGCAGUUUUGAACGGAUCGAAAAGGCUCGCUUACGAGGAUUUAAUAACUGCAAAUCUCUGAUCUAUAUGUAAAAUGUCUCUUUCAAUAAAUUAUUCAUGACGGAUCCCAGUAGAAAGACGAGGAGUAUGACUCAAAUUUCUCCUUUCUUCCAGGUCAGCAACGAUCCGGUACCUGAGCCGAUGGGAGUGAUUUGCGCGGCGGUCUACCUCAUCGUCAUGUUUCUUUUCAUCCCAGUGCCCUUCUUCGAGUGGAUCGGGGCCGAGUAGGACUUCCUUGGCUUCUCCUCAAACCUUUGCCUCCUCAGUAUUAUUUUCCCUUACGCGCGACUGCUCGCCAUCCUUUCCGGCCUCAUUUCCAUCAGCACGGCGAUCCUUCUCGGCUUCGCUGACGACAUGCUCGACCUCCGAUGGCGUCACAAACUCCUAUUUCCCACUCUUUCGUCUCUCCCGCUUCUCAUGGUCUAUUACGUAUCGGGUUAGUCAAUGACGUUCCUUCAAUUUGUUUCUGGGAAAAGAAAAUAUCCUUUCGACUCGAUAUUCUAGAGUUGUGUUGAAUUAUGAUGAGUAAAAAUAUCCAGAAACAAGAGAGAUUGUCCGCCAAGACAGCAAGAUCGGCCGCUUCACUGAAAAAGUUUUGCCUGUGGCGUAAUCAAAUCCAUUUUGUUGAAUCGAAGAUUUUCAAAUUGAGAUUUGGAUCUUAAUGAAGUGUUCUUUGGAUAAUAAAAAUAAAAUUCUUACUAGGCACGAAUGGUGAUUUUGAAUCGAAUAGCAGUAAGAAGGGAGAGAGGUUAUCAACCAGAUUUUUCAAAAUAAAAGCUCGCUAUCCAAAAUAAGAUUUUCCAAAGUGAAAGGAUACUGGUUUUUUGGUGGUAUGAAAAAAAAACCCCCAGCGAAAAUUCAAACGGCGACUUUUCCGAUUUUUACAAAUCGCUAGGGAACUUUCCGAUGGCCACCUUUCCGCCGAAUCCCUUUCCGACUUUUUUUUUUCCUUAUCUUUUUCGGUUUAUAAAACAUCCAUAAGCGUUUUUUUUCCUAUUCCUUUGUGUUUUAAUCAUGAACCAACUCUUACUUUAUAUAGGAAGAUUUAAAACGAAGAUUUUAUCGAGAUCAAAAAGGGGAAAAAGAUUCGUCGGAAUGGUGGCCGUCGGAAAGUUCCCUAGCGAUAUGAAAAAAUCGGAAAAGUCGCCGUUUGAAUUUUCGAUGGUCUUUUUUUCAUACCACCGGUUUUUUUUCUGAAUUUUUUCGAAGCUUAGGAGGCAGAACAUGCAAACCUCUUUCUACGGGUAGUAGAAAUGUUGGAAAGAAAGGACGUUAAGGGAAUUCGACGACAGUCAUCGUGCCGUCGGUUCUCCGGACUUUCCUGAGCUCGGCCGGAUUUCCUUUCGUCGUUCCAGUCACUGUCAACAUCUUCUACUUGUACUACGUUUUCAUGGGCAUGGUUAUUGUCUUCUGCACCAACGCCAUCAAUAUUUUAGCAGGUCACUGAUUUUUUUUGUGAUGGUCUAGAAUGUCUUUUGAUGAUCUCAGACUUUUGAGAAGUUUUUUUGCCUUUUUUGCAAGGCUUUAAAAUACUUCACAAAGAGUUCCCGCAUUUUUUUCACGACUUCAUCAUUCAGGUAUCAACGGGCUGGAAAGCGGCCAAUCUGUUGUGAUUGCUUUCAGCAUCAUUGUUUUCAAUAUUGUCCAGGUUUGAUUCAUUUUCAUCUAGAUCAAAGUGUUCGAAGGAUUAAAUAAUUUUAUUUUCAUUACAGCUUGUUCGAGUCGAUGCGCAAUACUGGCACCAUUUGGUUUCUCUUUAUUUCCUCAUUCCUUUCGCCUCAAUCACCCUCGUCUUGUAUCAUUUCAAUAAGGUGAAUUUCGUCUUUUCAGAAAAAUAAAAACCAAACAUUUCUUCAAGUACCCAGCGAAAGUUUUUGUCGGCGACACUUUCUGCUACUGGGCCGGCAUGACCUUGGCCGUCGUUUCGAUCCUCGGCCAUUUCAGCAAAACUCUCAUGCUCUUCCUAAUUCCUCAAGUAUUCACAGUAUUUCAGCGAAAAAAAGAAAGAAUUUGUUAAGACAUUCAAUUUUCUGUACUCGAUCCCGCAGCUUUUCCAUUUCGUACCGUGUCCUCGACAUCGCCUGCCGAAGUUUGAUGCGGAAUCUGACAAGGUUCAAAUAUUUCAUUGGGAAGCAAAAUUAUGGUAUUUCAGCUUUUCAUGAGCACUGCCGUGUUCAAAAAGAGUGAACUCAAAUCUCUUGGCAAAAUUUCCCUGACGGUCUUCCGGUUAGCUGGGCUACUGUAUCAGCGCGAGUUCGAGAAAGACGGCGAAACGUAAGAAUUUCCUUCGCACUGCUUUGUACAUGUACUCAGGAACGCAAGAGUGGUCCCAAGAGGGUUAGGGGGAAAUUCCCUCAUAGCGGACAAAAUACAAAAUAUAAAUACCUAGAAGGUUAAAAUGUGGGUGGUCCCUAUAGAAUUUUAGGCGCAGACCUCUAAGCCUCUUAUCCUUAAGUAUAGGGGCACUUUUGCAAGCUCAAGUGCCCCUUAUGAGAGGAGAUAAGGUGGUCUUUGAGGAGAACCUAGUCUCUAGGUUAAAUAUGCAAAGAGCCUUUCCAAAUAAAUUUGAGAAACUCUAAUCUGAGCUUAUAGUCGAUUCGCACCGGCUUUGAACUUUUUUCUGCCCAGAAAAUUGCCUGAUUGGUAACGACUGCGUAGCGGUUUACAUAAUGUUGCACCAGACCAAACUUCUGUUACGCAAACCUGUAUUGUAAACUUCAAGUAGGAAAAAAGUUAGUAUGUUAAAUAAACCUCUAUGCAGUGGAUCGUUUCGAUUCCUACCAAAGCGUUCUGAGCUGUGGCGAAUGGAGUAGUUUCAAACGCCAGGUUUUCGGAUCAACUUUCCAUUUUAUAAUUUGACAGGUGGCUGGAGAUCAACAACUUGACCAUAAUCAACUUGGUGCUCAAGUUCUGCGGCCCGAUGAAGGAGAGCCGUCUGACGUUGACGCUUCUCGGCCUCCAGGUCCUCGGCUCGUUCUUCGCCUUUUUCGUCCGCUUCUACCUCGCGUCUGUGUUUUACGAGUCUGUGGAGUGA